AUGAGCGAGAUAAAGAAGUUCGUGCUCGGCGACUUCGCUCUCCAGGGAGGAGGUAUCCUCAAGGAUGCUUGGAUCGCAUACAAGACAUUUGGUGACCCCGCGUCUCCCGCUGUUCUCUAUCCUACCUGGUACUCCGGGCUCAUCUCUGACAAUGAGUGGCUUGUGGGAGAAAAAAUGACCCUCGAUCCGGCCAAAUACUUCAUCAUCAUUCCGGCAAUAUUCGGUAAUGGCCAGUCCAUUAGCCCCUCCAAUUCAGAGAUCCGCCCGUUCCCAGACGUGACAUUUUACGACAACGUACGGGCCCAGCACGAGCUGGUCAAGGGUCUUGGGAUCAGGCAUUUGCGUGCCGUUCUCGGGUGGUCCAUGGGUGCGGCGCAGGCAUUCCAAUGGGCUACGCAGUUUCCCGAUAUGAUGGAUAUCUGCGUCCCAUUCUGUGGCUCAGCAAGGACCUCGCUCCACAAUCAAGUAUUCCUCGAAGGCGUGAAGUCGGCACUACUGGCCGCCAAAGGCCUUUCAUCCGCUGGUAGUACCCGCGGCGCGACAACCAAGGACGUGUCGCCUUGGACGGAUGAACAGAAACAGGUGGGACUGCGAGCCUUCGGGAGAGGAUAUGCGGGGUGGGGGUUUUCGCAAGCCUUCUACAGGGAGGAGCUGCAUAAGAAGGUGUAUGGAGAGAAGAGCUUGGAGGACUUUAUGGUGAAUUUCUGGGAGAAAUGGGCACUGAGUAAAGACCCGGAGAAUCUACUUGUGAUGCUGCAUACAUGGCAGGCUGGUGAUAUCAGCAAGCAGGAACCUUUCAACGGCGAUUUUGAAAAAUCGCUGGGCAGCAUUAAGGCUCAGACUUUGGUCCUCCCAUCGAAAACUGAUCUGUACUUCCCACCUGAAGACUCCGAAUAUGAAGUCUCAUGCAUGAGCCAAGUCGGGAAGCUGGAUAUGUUUCCCUCUAUAUGGGGCCACUGGGCAGGCGGACCGCCCGGAAAUAUGGAAGAUGUCCGAUGGCUAGAUGAACGAUUGUCUGACUUGUUUAGCAAAGCCCCCAAGCGAGAUUUGGCUUCCAAGACUCAGGCCUCGUCUCAAGCUGUGGGAGGGCUCGAGGAGAAGGUGCUUGUGAUAAGAGACUAG
This is a messenger RNA of Clonostachys byssicola, 1122 nucleotides long. The record is from the annotation of a GenBank genome assembly. Lineage: Eukaryota; Fungi; Ascomycota; Sordariomycetes; Hypocreales; Bionectriaceae.